Messenger RNA from Aspergillus sclerotioniger CBS 115572, 1212 nucleotides. RefSeq names its product 4-hydroxyphenylpyruvate dioxygenase family protein. NCBI's taxonomy places the organism in Eukaryota, Fungi, Ascomycota, Eurotiomycetes, Eurotiales, Aspergillaceae. Gene Ontology annotation, biological process: L-tyrosine catabolic process. Gene Ontology annotation, molecular function: 4-hydroxyphenylpyruvate dioxygenase activity. The transcript is spliced from 3 exons. Bases 1 to 1212 code for a protein of 403 amino acids. The record is from RefSeq and is a predicted model, not a curated record.
AUGCCUUCCAACGAGACCCUGCCUCAACCAGGCAACAACGCCGUCCUCCGCAGCAUCAAUCCGAACUACACCGGUUUCGACCACAUAAGCUGGUAUGUUGGAAAUGCUCGUCAGGCAGCGACCUACUUCGUCGCCCACUUCGGCUUCAGCAUCGUCGCCUAUCGCGGCCCAGAGACCGGCUCGUAUCUGAGCUGCUCGUAUGUUGUCAUGAACGGCAAGGCGCGGUUCGUCUUUACAGCCCCCGUCACCUCGCCCAACAACACGUGGAACACGCGGGCCUCGGAUGCAGACCGCCAGCACUUGAACGAGAUGCAAGCACACCUCACUAAACACGGUGAUGGCGUCAAAGACAUUGCCUUCGCCGUCGACGACGUCACUGGUGUCUGGGAGCACGCCGUACAAAACGGUGGCACCUCUAUCCAGAAGCCGGAGCUCCUCAAAGACGACACCGGCGAGGUUCUCUCCGCCACGAUCCAGACCUUCGGUGAUACAGCACAUACGCUGAUCAACCGGUCCGCAUACCAUGGAAUCUUCCUUCCCGGGUACCAAGCCGUAUCCGGACUGGAUAGACUGAACGACCUGCUGCCCAAAAUCGAUGUGAUCGAGAUCGACCACUGUGUGGGAAACCAGGGUUGGGAUGGUCUAGACAGUAUCGUUAAGUACUAUGAAGACGCGUUCAACUUCCACCGCUACUGGACCGUCGACGACAAAGACAUGUGCUCUGAUUACUCCGCCAUGCGAUCCGUUGUUGUCGCGUCACCCAAUGAGGUCAUUAAGAUGCCCAUGAAUGAGCCCGCCAUCGGCAAGAAAAUGUCCCAGAUAGAGGAAUUCGUAGAAUACUACAACGGCCCAGGCUGCCAGCAUAUUGCCUUCCUUACUCCCAACAUCAUCACAGCAGUCGAGAACCUCACCAAGAGGGGUGUGAAUUUCCUGUCUGUCCCAGAAACCUACUACACGAAUAUGCGAUCUCGCCUCGCGGCCGCAAACAUGACCAUCGCCGAGGACAUCAACGCACUCCAGAAAUACAACAUCCUCAUUGAUUUCGAUGAGGGCGGCUAUCUGCUGCAGAUAUUUACAAAGCAUGUGGUGGACCGGCCGAGUGUGUUUCUGGAGAUCAUCCAGAGGGAGAAUUUUGAUGGGUUUGGUGCCGGGAAUUUCAAGAGCCUUUUCGAGGCGUUUGAGAGGGAUCAGGCGUUGAGGGGGAACUUGUAG